AUGUCUUCAAAGAAAAAUAACGAAGGGGAGAUCACUUCCAAUGGGUCGGACUCAUCGUCGGUGGUGUAUCAAUCGCCGUUUCCCAUCACAGGCCCGGAGGUUCAGCAUGGGGGUCGAACCUACCGGCUUGUGACAAAAAAGGACUUUUUCACGUUUCGCGAAUUUGCCGAUUCUCUGGACGGCUUUGAGAUGCAGUACAACCGCCAAAACGAGUUUAUUUCUUGGAAUAAGAAAGUGGCGGGAGAGCCGAUGCGCAUCAUUAAGGUGUUUGGCGUCCUUCCCAAUGUAAUUCCGGCGACGCUGUACGAUAUGCUGCAGGAUGCAACGUUCCGUGCAUUGUGGGACACUCACCGCAUUGAUGCGUUUCGUGUUGUGAAACUUGACGAAAACAACGAUAUAGGUUACUACGCGGCUAAAAGCCCGGUACCUGGAGUCUCAAACCGCGACUUUGUAAAUCAACGUGCGUGGAUUAACUCGGGAAAUAAUGAGUAUGCCAUCUUCAAUACAUCUGUUCCCCAUCGAGACGUGCCAAUUGAUUACCUGAAGGUAAAUAAGGUUAGCAGUGAUUCGGUGGUGCGUGGGAUUUCAAAGAUAACGGGGUAUUUGAUUCGUCCCUGGGUGGAUAAUAAAGGUGCGCUUGGUUCCUGCAUCACUUACGUCACACAGUGUGACCCUGGCGGUUGGAUCCCCGCACCGUUGAUUAACUACAUCAGCACCAAGGUUGCCCCCAGCACCCUCAAGACCGUCGCACAGGCAGCAGCACAGUUUCUGGAGUGGCUACCGAAGCAGGAAAAUUACGUUAAGGAUUGGCCUGAAACAGCGGAUCCAUUUGACACACCCGUGAAGAACGAGACAAUUGCGUUUGCAAAAAAGAAAUGGAGUGCAAAUGGACACUUGGACAAGAAAAAUGCGAGCGAUGAGAGGUUGGUGCAGUGA
Messenger RNA from Trypanosoma cruzi, 936 nucleotides. RefSeq lists its product as uncharacterized. The transcript has a single exon. The coding region runs from base 1 to 936 and encodes 311 amino acids. Lineage: Eukaryota; Euglenozoa; Kinetoplastea; Trypanosomatida; Trypanosomatidae. The record is from RefSeq and is a predicted model, not a curated record. Gene Ontology annotation, molecular function: lipid binding.